Neospora caninum is the source of this 1602-nucleotide messenger RNA. RefSeq lists its product as hypothetical. Bases 1 to 1602 code for a protein of 533 amino acids. Lineage: Eukaryota; Apicomplexa; Conoidasida; Eucoccidiorida; Sarcocystidae. The record is from RefSeq and is a predicted model, not a curated record. The transcript has a single exon.
AUGAUUUUGCACUGCCUAAUCCGGGGUCAGAGCCGGCGCCUAAAGUCAGACGCCUUCUCCCUAAUUAGGUAUUAUUCCUGGGGUAUGCGAGCGGUAGAGGAAGAGGCCGCUGCCUGCGAAGCCACAGUCAAACGCGUUCAUGAGAUGGCGAAACUGAAACGUUUCACAGGCAGCCUCCCCGGCGAUGAUCCGACCUCCCAUAUCCUGCCUCUUCGUCUCCGUGUAGCUCAGUGCUUGUCCGGUGGAGCGCGCUCACCCGUCGGCAUGAGUCGCCGGCCUUCCCCCGUUCAUAAUCCUCAUGAACUUGUAGGUGCUGGGCCACCUCUUGAGUGUGGUAUCAGCGAACGGCGCUGCACUACUAGUCUGCUCGAAGCGCCUACAGGGCCGCCAAAGAACGUAUCGCUUCCCCAGCGUGUCAUCUCCAGUUCUUCGGUCGCUGGCGAGUCUGCCGGAAUUUUUAUUCGCCGUAAUGCGAGCGGUCAGCCCAUUGCUCCUUCCUCAGCGUACGCCAGUAAUGUAGGCAAGACGGCAAGGGCACCAGCCAGAGAUCGCGGGCCCCCUCAGCCUCUGCGCUUCUCUCCUCGGCGCCUUCUGCUCGGGUCACAGAUGUCACUUGACGGCAGCGGGUCGCCUACCUCAGGGCAGGUCCAGGGGACCAGCCUGUCGGAAUCUAUGCGUACUGAAAUGAGGCCGAGAAUUUAUGAGCCGCGAACAGAAGAGGCGCCUUGCUUCACUCCUGUGUGUUCUCGGCCUCGAUAUCCAGGAGCAGAUCCUCCAGGGGGAAGAUCCCUGUUGAACGGUCACUCCUGUGACCAAGAAACUCUAGAGCCCCGAGGCAGCCCGAGAAGGCGUCCGGUUUUGCGUCCAGGACACAGUGAAGGGGGAGAGUUUUCAACAGGCGCCUCUCCGGCGGCGAGUUCCUCUUCAUUCAAUAGCCAUACAUGGCGGGUGAAUAGUUUUACGGACUACAGCAGCUUUGUAGAGUACUGUGGAGGUGACGCUGUUGUUUCGGGUCCUCUCAUAGGAGCUGGAGAGUACGAUCGUGGGCCCGCUGCGGUCGAGGAACAAGCUGACAGCGACAGAGAACGGGACUCACGAGGGCUUGACAGGGACGGGAAAAUUUCCUCUCAUCGUUAUCCAGACGGUGAAGCUGAUGGUCUCGAGCUCUCGGACCCGGGCAGGGGGACUGCCACUCUGCCCUCUCAGGGAUAUUUCGAUAGGGCCAUCCACGCGCGUCAAGCAUCCCCCUUCGUUAGCACAACGGCUCGGCAGGUAGCCUCGCACUUGGUAAAACCGAGCAAUGAGAGUGACUGCCUUCCAAAUGGCCUGCCCCGGCCACGCCCUCUCGAACCUCACGCACCACCUGGAUCACCCGGGUGCGAGACCCAAGGCUCCCCCAAGGCACGUGGCGAUUUUAGACUGACUUCCCUUCGGCUGCCGCCUCCACAGUCACCCUGUCCUCCGGUUACUAUUACAUAUAAAAGCGAAAAGCAAAGUAUCUGGGAGGAGCCGAGACCGGAAAAAGAGAAAAUCCGGGCUCGCGUGCAUGUUGUGGGCAGGAAGUGGCCGCCUCCAAUGCCCGCACAAUUUUUCCCGACUUGA